Messenger RNA from Caenorhabditis remanei, 432 nucleotides. RefSeq lists its product as uncharacterized. Bases 1 to 432 code for a protein of 143 amino acids. The transcript has 3 exons. NCBI's taxonomy places the organism in Eukaryota, Metazoa, Nematoda, Chromadorea, Rhabditida, Rhabditidae. The record is from RefSeq and is a predicted model, not a curated record.
AUGCGCCUCCCGAUUUUCCUCCUUCUCCUUUUCUGUACUACCGUACUCUGCCGCCCCCGUCUCAGCGGUUGCAACCAUCACCGUCGACACCAACGAUCCGAAUGGGCCAGAACCGUUCUCUCCAACCAUCUCCACGCCUUCGAAGGAGCCAUCAAAAGCGGAAACAAGGCACUGUUUGUCAGGUUGUUCAAGUUGAAAGAUGCAAACGAUACAGCUGAGCUCCAAACCGAAAUGGAACGCUUCAAAGACUACCGCUUCAAAAUCGUCAAAGCCGGAUAUUACCCGAGCAACACCAGAAUCUAUGGAUAUUAUCAACUUUUGAGUAAAAUCGGAUUCUCUGAUAACGAGCAACAGUAUCGCGUUGUCAUUGAGCAUAAUGCCGCUAGCCCAACCGGAUGGAUCAUCAUCAGCAUCGGCGAGGUGGCUCAUUGA